CGCAUCAGGUUAAGUUAGUUCGCUCGGAACUGAAAGUUUCAAUAUUCAAUUUCAAACCCAACAAAAGGCAACAAGUGCCACCGUCAUGUCCAAACAGCUAUGAAAUAUACCGCGAAUCUUCUCCUCUUUCUUAUCUCCCAUAUAUAAAUACUCCACUUUAAACCUCGCCGAACGAACCAAAAAACCCUAACCAAGUUGCAACAAUGACAACUACUAGAUUAUUGCGCGUCUCCAGUAACCCACAAUUGAAUUUUCUUGGCUCUGGUUCUUCUGCGUCUUCGUCUGGGGUCAGGUGCUCGGCGGUGAAUGGAGAUUAUGAGUAUCAGAAGAAGAAAGUUAAGAAUAAUGGGGAUGAGAUGAAGAAGAAUUUGCAAAUGGGGACUACUGCGACUACUAAUACUCAUCAUCUUCUUCAAGUGAAGCCAUCCAUGGCCGCCGCUGCUUCGGGGAGCUUGAUUUUCAUUACGUCUGAGCCCAAGGAGAGGAUCGAUGGAGCAAUUUUCGAUUUGGUUUCAUCUCUUUCGAGCAAAGUGAACAAUGCUGUAUUGGUUCUGCUCAGAGAACACUUCAAACGAAGAUCUCUAAAGCAAAAUAUUCAGAUGUUCAUCGAAAGGGGCAUACUCAACUGUCGAUUCUUUGCAUUAUUUGCUGUCGUGGGAUCCUUGCUUGGAUCAGUAUUGUGUUUUGUUGAGGGAUGCUUCCUUGUUCUACAGUCAUAUUUCCAGUAUUUUCAUAACUUGUCACACAAGGCUGACCAAGGACAUGUGAUGCACUUACUAAUUGAAGCCAUAGAUAUGUUCAUGGUAGGAAUGGCCAUGCUUAUGUUCGGAUUUGGGCUAUAUACUAUGUUUGUUGGCUCCAAGUCUGUGAAGGAAAAAGGGCCAUGUCUUGCUGGCUCAAACUUGUUUGGUCUAUUCUAUAUGAAGAGUCUUCCGACAUGGGUUGAAAUGCAAUCGGUUUCACAGGCAAAAUCAAAGCUUGGACAUGCUGUGAUGAUGAUACUCCAAGUGGGAGUGUUGGAGAAGUUUAAGAGUGUUCCUUUGGUUACUGGACUCGAUCUUGCUUGUUUUGCUGCAACUGUUCUCAUUUCCUCCGCUUGUAUUUUUCUUCUCUCCAAACUCUCUGUUACCAAAGUCCAAGAUUAGAUACAAAUAUACGUGUGUAUAUAUAUAUAUAUAUAUAUAUAUACAGAUUAUUGGUCUAAGCCUACGUACAUAAUCUGACCACCAAUAUACACAACUAUACACGGUUAGAAACAAAUUUAUUGAAAGAAAGUUUUUUUUAGUAAUGUGUAACUUAGUUGAUUAUUCUUUAUAUCAAUUGGCAUACGUCCAGGAGUAAUGAAGCAAAUGUCAAGAUGUCAUAAUGUAAUUCAAUUAAUGUGUAGAUUUGUAUUGUAUAUACAUAAUACAUUUAGAGAGUAUUUCUCUUAAUCUCUUUUUUA
Humulus lupulus (European hop) is the source of this 1444-nucleotide messenger RNA. RefSeq lists its product as uncharacterized. NCBI's taxonomy places the organism in Eukaryota, Viridiplantae, Streptophyta, Magnoliopsida, Rosales, Cannabaceae. The record is from RefSeq and is a predicted model, not a curated record. The transcript is spliced from 5 exons. Bases 204 to 1145 code for a protein of 313 amino acids.